Molecule: messenger RNA, 6045 nt
Organism: Zonotrichia albicollis (white-throated sparrow)
Lineage: Eukaryota; Metazoa; Chordata; Aves; Passeriformes; Passerellidae
Source: RefSeq, a predicted model, not a curated record
AUGGGGAGGAUCCCACCACUGGGUGCCUCGCCUGGAUCCGGCCUCGGGCACACAGAGGACACACGGGGCCACGAAGCACUUUCCAGCCAUGCAGAGGAGGAAGAGGUGGACUCAGAAAACGAGAAGCUGGUGGUGAGAGAGCCAGAGGAUGAGGAUGCUGCAGAGGAGACAUUUUCUUUUAAAUACAGUCCUGGGAAGCUAAGGGGAAACCAGUACAAGUCAAUGAUGUCCAAAGAAGAACUAGAGGAAGAACAAAGCAUCAGCAGCUUUUCAUUGCAGGCCUCGCAGGUGGUGCAAGGGGGCAGGGCUGCUGCCAGGAUUGAGCUGACCUCUGAUCUCACAUCUCUGUAGCGAGUACCUUAGGUCCUCGGCCACAAACAUUCUUGCAAAUCUUUUUGGUAAGGACACACUGCUGCUGCUGCUUAGAGGUAGUGGUACCACUGGUAACACCUGCUUGUGUCUUUUGGGUGAUUUUGCUUUUAUUUUCCAGGGGAGGGCUUGUUUGGAGCUGCAGUUGGUUGCCUGUCCCACCUCCCUCCCCACCUCCUUCCCCUUCCCUCCUCAUAACAGAUUAAUGAGUCCACUCCUCUCUGCCUCCAUCUCACUUUCCACGAGCACUCCAGGGCAAAUGGGGGCUCUCACAUUUGGAUGCUCACCUCUUCCAGCUUGGAUGCCUGAAACUGGACAUCCCACAGCCACUUUGUACUGAUUUGGGAAACUGGGGCUGCUGCAGAGUAUUGGGGUGUGUUAUCAAAACUCAGAUAGGUUUAGUGUCCACUUUUAGUCCUGUCACUCCUUCAGCUUUCCUGUGAACCAACAGGUUCCCAUGUGAAGCAGCAGAAAGAAGAAACAUCCCAAAAAUGCUUUUUUGGGAGGACCAAAAGGACCCAAAAAUGCUUUUUUGGGAGGACCAGAAGUGGGUUCUCGGAGGCUGCUUGCUGUGUAGUCCACAACUUUGAAUUUUGGGACUCCUUGAUUUUGGAGAUGCCAUUGAAAAUAUUCCUUGCCUGUUCCAGAAGGAGCUGUAAGACUUCAGACAGGAGAGUACAGGCAUGCAAUAGAUUUGGUUAUUUAAGCAAAAAACCAACUUCUGUUCUAACCUGCAUCCCUGCAGAAGCUGUGGUUGUCCUGCCUACAAUUCACUUGAAUCUUGUGGCUUCCAGCUGGUGCUAAAUCUGGACUAAAAGGGGAAGGAAUGUGACCUUCACUGAGUGAGGCAACUUCCUGCUUUUGGUGACUUCAGCCUUAAAAAUUAGAGUGCUCACUGAGGGAGGAGGACAGUAAAUCCUUUUGGCAAAUACUUGUGCUGGGGUGGUGGCUGUGCUUGAUCACACCAGGUGGGUCACCAGUCCUUCUGGAACAGAAGCACGUAGCCUCUGCCCCCCUGGGGGAGAAAAACAGUCUGGGCAGGAAGGGGAAGAGUGCAGGGGAAGGAUGCAGCCCCUGGUCCAGCCAGCACAGCUUAUUCCCAAAUCCUUGUCCUGUGCACCUGAGGCUUUUGGCCAUCUGUUGCCAGCUGGGGCUCAGGAAAUGUGAGUGCUGGUGGUGCAGCUGCCCCUGCUCAGGCAGGGCUGAGCUGUGUGGGUGUGAGACACAGCCAGGCUGCCUGAGAGGUGCUGCUGUCCCUCUCCUGUGCAGAGGGAGCAGGAACCCCCCAGUGCCUGCAGGGCCUGGCUCUCAUGGAGUGCUCUCUGCCAGAUGUUCUUCAAACCUCCCUUGGGGUUGAAAGAGGUUAGUGGGGAUUUUUCCUGUUAGAAAUGAGUAUGGUCAGGGCUCUGCUGAGUGUUGGCAGCUGCAGCAAAGCUCCACUCCUUAUAAAAGAGAAAACAAUGGGAGAAAUGGCCCCCUUGGGUCUCUGCUUUCAGUUCUCUCUUUCCAUGAGGCAAAGCAGCUCCCAGCCAAGCCUUGCUUGGCCUCAGUGCUGUCAGGGGGUUGAGCUCUCUGUGCUCUCUCCUUGUCACUCUGGGCUAGGAGUGUUGGUGGGACAAAGGAGAGCAGAUCCCAUCUGACAGGCUCUAGAAAGGUCUCUCCUCUGUGUGGGAUUGAGGAAGAGGUGGGGGUGAAAAGGCAGAAGCUGCCCCAUGGCAGAGCCAUUGAACAGGGUCUGAUGAAUGGCACCAAACUGCUGCUGGCAGGGCACUCCUGGAUGGAGCAGGACAUCCCCCAGACCAGAUGGGGAUAUCCCAGAUGGGGAUAGCUGCCCAGUUUCCCUGCCUAAUGGACUCACUUCUCACAUCCAGGUGACCCAUCCAAGGAACAAACUCUCCUCCUGCAUCUCAAUCCUCUCCUCUCACCUCCUGGCCAGCCACACAGAUGGGUUGAGGUGACACUGUUUGAAUGCAGACUGGGUUUAAGCCUGGAGUUCAACUGCAAAUUAGAAUUCAUGCCAGGGGAAUUGGGUGGCUGUAAAUAUCAAGCUCAGCCCUUUUCUUAGUGGUGAUUGAGCACUGGGAACCUGCCUCCUCCCCAGCUGGGUUCAGAGUGCCUCCUGGUUAUGGGGCACUGAAAAAAACUGGGCUUGGACCCUGGAAUUUCAGCAAGGCAGGGCAGACCCUGGUUCUAGGGAAUGUCAGAGAGGAGAGACCUUUCUGUGCUCUACAAGGCAUCCUGAAUGAACGUGGGAUGCAGCUGUGGCUUGAGGGCCAACUGUGCAGAAGUUUGAAAUUUGAAUGAGACAAUGCUGGUGAUGACAGCCCUGGAGCACACAAGGGCAGGAAGCAGCUGCAGAGGUUUGAUGGCUGUGUUGACAGACCUUGGCCUAUUUCAAACAUCUCCAUUAGUAGCCCUCCAAAAAUAGGUGGGUGGACAGGGCUGGGGGAGGUUGCAUUUUGGGAGAGCUGUCCAUUGGCAUCUGUCCCUGCCCACCCCCUGCAUUGCCAUCACUCAACCCUGGCCUGCCUGCUCGCUCCCCUCUCUGUACAGCAUGGGGACUGGGCUUUUCUCCUCCCUCUCUUUGCUAACCUUCCCCCCACCCAGUGGCUUUGCUGUCUGUCCUGUCCUGUCCUGUCCUGUGCUGUCCAGCAUGGUGCUUCUUUUGGAUGAGGGGAGCUGGUAAGUUUGGGCUUGGGGGGUUGAGGGUUAUUAUUUGUUUGCUUCUCAUCUUCUGCAGCACGAUAGUCGUCCUGGGCUGAGGGAGGAGGAGGAGCAGCAAGGGGCCAUGGGUGGGCACUGCUUUACUGCAGCCACAGGGAUGGCUCCAGCCAUGGGCAAGGUUCCUUUCAGCUGCCCAACACCCAGGGCAUGAGGUGUUUUUGCUUCCCAGCUGCCUCUUGUAGUAAAGGGCAAGAGUUUGGGUUUCUCUGCUCCUACAUGCUCACUCUGUAGGUGCCCAAGUCCACUUGGAUGUGGAGGGAGUCUGCUGGUGGCCUGGUGCUGUUCCCUGCCUCCAUAUCCCCAGGGAAAACCUCCUCUGACCUAUGAGAUGUUAGUGGAAUGGAGCCCUGGCCCUAUUUAUAGUCAUGAUUGAGUCAUGAAUCCCAAAAAGCUUUAAAAACAGAGUAACUCAGGAUGCCUCCCUCAGAAAGCCAGGGAAGGGGAGGCCAGGAAGACCCUUCCCAUCUCCUCCUCUCCCAUCCCAGAGAGGAAACUCUUGCAAACUCCCCCAUAGCCUUUGCAGGGUGUGAGUCUCUGACCCUGCCUUGGCAUGAGAUUUUAGUUCAGACAGCAACUCUGCUUGAGCUCCUGGGUUUUUUUUUUUUGGCUCAGGUCCUGAAUUGUCCUGGCUUGUGGCUGCUUCUCCGUGUCUCCCUCACCCAGCUCUCAUGACUUGUCUUCAUCUGCUUCUGCUUAACCUUGUGCAGCAUGGGCAGCUGGCUGUUGUCUGCCUGCUAACUCCCUGGGAGCCCUGCUCUGCCUGUGCUGGGCUCCCCUGCAGCUGGGACAGACCCAGGGAUGCAGGAAUUGGGGCAUCUUGCCAGGCUGGGAGCAAACUGGUGUUCAGUGAGCUGAAAAAACAUUGAGUGAUGGAGGAAAGCACAGCCCAGCCUGCCCCUGGCUCUUCCCACUGCUGUGGUGUUGGCUGGGGAGGUCAGGAGUGUGGCAAGGGAAUGGGCACACGAGUGAUGGAUGAGCUUGUCAGGAGCCCAAGCCACCUCCCUGGCUGUGCUCUGGCCUUUUCAGCUGUUGCUGCCCUGGCUGGGCAAUGUGAGAAGCUUCUGCCUCAAACCAGCUGUGGGCAAGGAGUGCUGGGGGUGAUACAGCCUUGAUCCCACUGGCUCCUCAGCAGCCCCUGUUGUAAAGCCACUGAGACCUGUGCUCCCUGCUCACACUGGUCCUGGCAGCCUUGAGGCACAGCAGGUAUUUCCCAAAAUCCAGAGCACCUUUAACUUCUCUGUCCCAGAGGAGGAAUUUCAGAUCUGUGCUGAUGAAGCUCCUUUUGGUACCUCUCACUCAGUCCCUUCUCUCUUUUCUAAGCACUGUCUCCCUGUUCUGCAUUUAAGUCCUCUCUGUGUUUUGCUGAUUGGUUGAAGCAACUGGCUCACACUUUUGGGAGCACCAGGAAAGCUUAAUUCAGUGUGUCAUUCCUCAUAUUCUUCCUGCAAUACCUCAAGACUGGGUUAAAGAGAUGGUGUCUACCCCCAUGGUGAAGAACUGGGGACAGUGGUGAUGGGACCAUCCCUAGCAGUGAGAUGGGAGGGAAUUCCUUGGGGAGAUCUCAACCACCCAUUGCAGGUCUGCCCAGCACUAAGGGCUUUUAUUCCCUGCUCUUCAUCCUCAAGGGUCAAUCCUGGUCUGGAGUGAGAAGAGUCUGGAGCCAGGUUGCUGUUCACCUUCCUUGCCAGGAUUUCAGAGCAGAGCACUGAUGGUUCUGACAAGGUCCUGAGCCAGGGAAAGGAGCUGGGAAUGCUCCGUGCUUCUGAAAGUAAUCUUUUUGAGUGAAACUAUUCCUUAAAAGGGCACAAGCAAUUACCAGACAUGGUUACAGAGGCCUCUCCUUAGAGUGAGUCAGGACUCCUUUGGAAAGCUGAAGUCUGUGAAUGUGCUACAGAUCUCCUGAUCUGCUGUGGAUUUUUGCACACAUGAGACAGAUGCACAUGGCAAUGCCACCUGUAACCCCUGUUUUUCAGAGUUGAGGUGUUGUCUUCUCUGAAAAACAGGAAGCCUUGUGUCAGUGCUGUGGGUGAGCUGGAGUGAAGGGAAUGCUCCUGAGGCCACCAGCACCUUCAGUUUCCAUGCUUCUUUGAGACCUUCAGUCCCUGAGCUGCCCUCCUAUUCCAGGACCUGCUUUUGUCUGGGUUCCUUGUCUCCAGCUUUUCCAUGCACAGAACCAUGUCCAGCUGACAAAUCAUGUGAUUCAGAGACUUGGCUGUUGGCUUGGGCAAGAGCAGAGAUAUCUGGAUAUUCUUUAUCUGAAGAAAGGAUACAGCUUCUGGCAAAAGAUGACCCUAACCUGGUUUGAUUGAUGAGCUGCUGGGGGCAAGCAUGCUGAUCCAAGCAGAAUGGAAAGGAGGGAAGAGCCAAGGAUAAGCAGUGGCUCAAAUCUCUGGGCCUCCAUCCCAAGCUAAUCAACAUUUCCAGUUUCCAUGGCUGAGAUGGCAGAGCUUCUCAGCCUGGGGGUUUUAUGGCCCCAAUGUUCCAGAGAGGGACUGCUUCAUGCUCUUUAUUCUAAUUCUCCUCACAGCUUGCUCCACGACCAGGAAGGGCUAUCCCUGUUGUGCAGAUGGGAAUUUCUGGCUCUGAUGUUCAUCCUAAAUUAGGGCCAUGCUGGUUUUGAGAUCUUCUCACCCCAGCUGUCGGCCUGGCCCUGUGGAGAUGAGUAUCCCUGUGAGGGGCUCAUCCACCCUCUCUGAUGUCCCCCAUCCCUCCCUGCUCCACCUGUGGCACUCUGGAGGGGACCUCCCCUCCUGGGCCCCCGUGGCAACGAGCUUAUGUCCUGCCACGUGAAAUCUGAUUAUGCUUGCGUGACUUGAGCGGGAUGAUCCGUCCUCAGCGCCGCGGAUCCCGCAGAGCGAUUAUCCACCCUGGAAAAUUUCCUUUCUUUGUCCUGGUGGGAUGGCCACCGAGCCUUGGCAAUGGUGCUCCAGUUACCCCAAUGCCACGGGAUGA